AUGACUGCUGAAAAAGGAGAAGCAAUCAAAGAAAAAGGCAAUAAACAUUUUUUACAAAGAAAAUAUAAUGAUGCUAUUCAUUGUUAUAAUCAAGCAUUAAAACAAAAUGGUGAAAAAGCAAUUUAUUAUGUUAAUCGAGCAUUAUGUUAUAUAAAAUUAAAACAGUGGGAUAAAGUUUAUCAAGAUGCUCGUCAUUGUCUUGAUCUUGAUCCAAAUUACAUUAAAGCUCAUGCAUAUUUAGGUCAAUAUUAUAUUGAACAACAACGAUAUGAUGAGGCAAUAACAUGUUUUAAACAAGCACUUGAAUUAAGCAAAAUUCAAAAUAAAAAUUUCGGUGAUGAAAUUCAACGAUUAUUACGUUAUGCACAAAAACGUCGUUUUUCUCUUAUGGAACAAAAACGUAUUGAAAAUGAAAUAAGUUUACAAACAUAUCUUCGUUCAUUAAUACAAUCUGAUAAAGAACGACGUAUGCAAUUAAAUAUUGAAAAAUAUUUAGAAGAAAAAGAUUCAACACAAUCAUCAACAAAUAGUCUUUCGAUUUUAAAAUAUUAUUUAUCAAAAAUGACAAAUCAUCAUAAUCAACAAACAACAACAAAUUUGAGUUCAUUUGUUUCUGUUAGUCCAAAAAUAACAACAACAAAUAAUAGUGAAACAAAUAUUGUUAUUGAUCAACAACUUGAACAAGCAUUACAUGAAAUAGAACAAUCAACAGAUCAAUCAUUAAAUGAAAUGAAUAAUUUAUUUAAUGAAGUUGAUAUAAGAAGAAAACGACGUGAAAUACCUGAAUAUUUAACAUGUAAACUUUGCUAUGAUCUUAUGAGAGAUCCAGUUAUUACACCAUUUGGUAUUACUUAUUGCCGAUCAUGUAUUGAAGAAAAUCUCUAUAAAGUUAGUCAUCUUGAUCCAAUUGCUAAUAAACCACUUGUCGUCGAACAACUUGUUAAUAAUCUUGUACUUAAAGAAAUAGUUGAAAAAUUUAUUAAAGAAAAUGAAUGGGUUAAUUCCGAAUGUUUUUAG
Rotaria sordida is the source of this 1017-nucleotide messenger RNA. The record is from the annotation of a GenBank genome assembly. NCBI's taxonomy places the organism in Eukaryota, Metazoa, Rotifera, Eurotatoria, Philodinida, Philodinidae.